This is a messenger RNA of Vanrija pseudolonga, 3922 nucleotides long. RefSeq names its product Adenine phosphoribosyltransferase (gene APT1). Gene Ontology annotation, biological process: adenine salvage; AMP salvage. The coding region runs from base 58 to 597 and encodes 179 amino acids. The record is from RefSeq and is a predicted model, not a curated record. Gene Ontology annotation, cellular component: cytoplasm. The transcript is spliced from 3 exons. Lineage: Eukaryota; Fungi; Basidiomycota; Tremellomycetes; Trichosporonales; Trichosporonaceae. Gene Ontology annotation, molecular function: adenine binding; AMP binding; adenine phosphoribosyltransferase activity.
GCACGUUUAGCAGCGUUCAUCUGUUGCCUCUGCACUAUCUGUUCAUCGCAUAUCACCAUGUCCGACGUCGCUUACCUCAAGUCCCUCCUCGGUGUCCACCCGGGUUUCCCCAAGGAGGGCAUCACCUUCCUCGACAUCUUCCCGAUCCUGCGCGACCCGUUCGCCUUCGAGACGCUCCUCACCCACCUGAUCAACCACAUCACCACCACGCACGCCGGCGUCAAGCCCGACGUCAUUGUCGGCCUCGACGCCCGCGGCUUCCUCUUCGGCCCCAUCAUCGCGCUCCGUCUCGGCGCGGCCUUCGUGCCGGUCCGCAAGGCCGGCAAGCUCCCCGGCGCCACCUUCAAGGCCGAGUAUGCCAAGGAGUACGGCACCGACGUGUUUGAGAUCCAGGAGGGCGCGAUCAAGCCCGGCCAGAAGGUCAUUGUUGUCGACGACCUCAUUGCCACUGGCGGCUCCGCUACCGCCGCCGGCGAGCUCAUCAAGAAGUCGGGCGGCGUCACCCUCGAGUACCUCUUCGUCGUGGGCCUCUCCUUCCUCAAGGGCCACGAGAAGCUCGACGCGCCCGUCUACUCGAUCGUCGACGCCGAGGACUAGGCCGUCCCGACGGCUCUGGCACGGCCUCCGGCCGCGCGCAUGCUCAUAGAACUAUUUGCAUGAAUAUCUCAUCACAUAGACACAUGAACAACGGGCGAAUACAGAUGAUAGGACAUGGGGGCGGUCGAGGCCGGGCCGAAGCCGGGUCGGCAAUGGUGUCGUUGGUGCAGCAGUCUGGGGUGCGUGUGGUGUCUUGUCAUAAUAGGUGGGUCGGGGGCGUGGUGGAUCACAAUAAUGUCGGUUCGUACAAUGGUAAUAGUCGUAGUAGUGCGGGCGCGGGCACACACGCAUGCUGGGUAUCUCACAAAUCAACAAGCGAGACGUAGCGGCGCACUCGGCGGGGGAGCGCCGGCGCCGAGGGCCACGUCUCGGCAGCGAGCAGGCCGCCCUCCUUGUCGGCGACGCCGUCGUCCUCAAACGCAAAGGUGCGCACACCCUCGCGGGCGUCGGUCGACUCGGGCUCUGAGCUCGCGUCAGAGUCGGCAGAAAGCGACAGGGACAUGAGCGACGAGCGCAGCUGCGCGUCCGAGUUCGAGCCGGUCGUCGGACCAGAGGCAGGCUCAGCUUCAUCGGCGUCGGCAUCGGCCUCCUCGUCAGCCGCCCAGAAAGUCUCCUCCGGCGAGCCGAGAUCAGGCACGACAGUCUCGGCGUCGCUGUCGCGCCGGGUAAACAGAGGCGACUGGGCGCUGCGGGGCGCGGGGGCGAGCCCCAUGCCGGCACGCACAGUGCUCAGGUCGCGGUGGAUUCUCGACAGCUCGCGCAGUCUCGAGCGCGUGCGCUCGAUCCUUUCGACGACUUGUCUCUGUCUGUCGCCACGGCGAGUCGUAACUUCGACGCUCGCAAGGCUCUCGAUGGCCGAGCGCUGGACGGGAGCGGGCGGCUCUUCGCCAAUGUCGCGAAGCAACUCGCGCUCACGCGCCGCGAGGCGCUCAAGACGCGCACGCAUGUCGGGCGACAUGUCGUCGUCGAGCGCAAGCAUGCGCUCAAGGCCUUCCAGGACGCGGCGCAACGCUGGGCGCUCCUCCUGGAGGACGCUGGGCGACAGCUCGCGGGCCAUGUCAUGCACUCUGGCGCGAGACUGCUCAAUGUACUCGAGCAGGUCGCGUCUGCGCGUGUGCCAAAAGUCGUCCUCGCCUGGGUUGCCCGAUGAAAUCGAGGCGGGGAGAUUGAAGACGCCUGAGAUUGCGGCAUCUGUGGCCUCCCUCUCUCUCAUGGCGUUGACGUAGUCAACGGCCACUGAUGGCAGCCUGAAGCUGCUGCGGUCCUCAGCCUCAUCGCUCGGCGCGGUGGUCGGGGCUGUGGUCGGUGCGGAGGUCGGCGCCGUCGUCGUCGCCGCCGCCGUACCCGUCACAUACGAGCGGGACUGGGCAAUUAACUCGAGGAGCUCGAGGCGGCGCUGUGGCCAAGAGUCGUUGGCAUCGCCACUGUCGUCGGUCGUGGACGAUAACGAGCGCCGCGAGCGACGGUUCUCGUACAGGUAGUUGCGGUAGUACUCGAAUUCAAACUGGUCCUCGCUUGCCUCGGAAGGGCCGCCGGCUCGCUCACGCUCGAUCCUCUCGAUCCAGCGGCGCUCCAUGUCUUCGAUUGUCGCGUCGUUCGGAAUGGGAGGAGCGGUACCGGCGUAGACACUGACUGGGCGGUUGGCAGCUCGUGGAGAAGAUGGGUAAUCACGAACUGGGAGUCUGGUCGUGGUGGUGGCAUCAACAGCAAGUUGGCUGUCGACCGCGUCACGAUCACGGGGACCGCGGCGGCUCGCGCGGCGGCUGAGGAGGUACCACAGCCUGUGUGAGUUGGCGACAUGAUUGCGCAUGGCGCUCUCACGCUGCGCCGAGAACUCGUUUGGCACACGGCCGCCCUGCAUCGCCCUGUCGCGCUCCAUCUCCCACGCCCUGGUCCACUCGCGCUGAGAGGCCGCCAGACGAGUGAGGUAGAGCUGGAUCUCGCGGUCGAGUGUCUCAAUGUCCCGGGGCGGUGGCGGGUGGUCGGCAAUGACGUCCUGGAACCGGAACGCGCCGGCAAAGUCGGUGCGCUGCUCGCGUAUCCUGUGGGCCAUGACUUGGGUGAAUGGAAGCAACUCGUCGCUGCUCGAGUCGCUCGAGCUGGUGCUCGACGCAGUCUGGGGUGCCGGUGCAUUGAGCCCCUGUCGCUCGCGAACCAUCAUGCCGCGGGUCGUGAUGCCGCGCGCGGACAGGGUGGCCAGCGUGGGGGCGCGGUUCUGGUCGAGAACCGAUGCUAUUCUCCGAGGACGGAUGGGUACCGACGUCGGCUCAGGGGACGGGCGCCUCUCCAUGACGGCGCUGAGUGUCCACUCAAGACGUGGUGGAGGGCGAAGGCGGGGGGCAGUGUCAUCGUCGUUAGACACAAUAGGUGGAAAGACAGCCGUGGCGUGAGCCUGCGGUGUGGACGUGCCCGACUCGGCGCCGUCUUCGGAAACAGUCACUGCAGGCGCAGGCGCUGCAGGCUCGACCGAAGGGCGAGGGGAGCGAACAACAAUGGGUUUGGGCUGUGUGGCCGUCACCUUGAGGUUUGUAGGCGACGAUCCCACACGGGGGUGGUGUCCGACUGAGCGUGACGCUGCUGGCGAGGUGGGUGACGGCGACGAGGUCGUUGCGGUCGUCGUCGUCGCCGCCGCCACCGCUGAAGCUGCGGCCGCUCCUCCGCGGCGAGUGAUGGGACCGAGGCGGGACGGCGCGGCACCACGCCCACCCGCAGCGGCGGCAACCGAGCCCGUCCGCGCCGCCGUGCGGCGGGUGUGCUGCGUCACAGGCUCGUAAGGAGGUUCGUCCUCGCCUACCGUGCGGACCGUGUAUCGGCGGGUGGCCAACGCCGGCGCCGGGAGGGGGUCAAAGCGAGCCGCAGAGGUGUGGACGGGGCGGCCAAAGCCGGGCGCGAGCGCCGUGCCAGAGGUGACGGCGCGCUCGAGCUCGGUUGCCUGGCCGCGCAGGCGGUCGACGGCGAGGGACAGCUGCUCGACGCGGACGGACAGCGAGUCGCGCAGCUCCUCGAGCGAGCGGAGGAGCACGCGCGUGUUGGCCGGGUCGGGGCGCGCGUUGGUCGCUGGCGUCGGCGGGGGCUGCGUCAGCGUCGGCGAGGUGGUGCUCGUCGUCGUCGGGGAUGUCUCGGCCGCCGGGGAGGCGGUAGCGGUGGUGCUGGUGGCGGCGACGGUGACGGCUGGCGGCGGCCCCGUGUCGGGUGCAACGUCUGGGACGUCUGUGGCGGGGGUGUGCGCCUGCUCUGCCUGCUGCGCUUGCGGCGCUGGCGGAGGAGGCAUUGCACUGUGCCUCUUUGUGGUGGGUUGUGACAGAUGACUUGGAGAAGGGAGGGU